AUGUCCGGCUCGGAAAAGAGAGAUGAAAGCGUCCCGCCGACCGGGCGCGAGGAGAGGUCAGCUUCGCCCAGUACGAAGCGGGCAGCGCCCGAGGCGGAGCAGGACGUCGAGAUGAAUCUGGGGUCGACCGACAAGGAUGGGGAGCCAGCUGCUGCCGCCCACAGCCAACCCGAUCCGAUGGAUACGACAGGCUCAGAGGAAGAUUCCACGGGCAACGACGCCAACUCGUCAUCCGACACCGCGUACCAGACGCCAUCCAGCAUGUCCACCUACACUGCCCCUGUGGCCGGUACACAGGAGAAUACCAAGACCGAGCCCUCAGUCUCGCCCGACGAGCGCCCUUCCUACGAUGACCAGGUCGCCAAAGUAAUGUGUAUGAUGAUGCAGCCGCUGAAGGAAGACCAGAAGGGAUACGUUGUCUCCAUGUCGUGGCUGAAGCGAGUUCUCGCCCGCAGCGCUACCCAUGCGGACAAGGCCGAUAAGAGUGCCGCGGAGGGGGAGGUCGGUCCGGUCGACAAUUCCGACCUUGUCCUUGUCACCGACCCUAUCAACACCGGCUUCAGGGAUGAGCGCGACCAACCCUUUAUCCCCCUACGCCCGGGCUUAGAGAUGAGUGAAGACUUUGAGGUUGUGCCUGAAGAAGGCUGGGAUCUCGUCAUGCAGUGGUACGGCCUAGCGGACCAGUCACCGGCCAUCGUUCGCUACGCCCACAACACCAAUGCCUCCGGCGAUAGCGUAAAUAUCCAGUACGAAAUCAACCCUCCUGUCUUUACUGUCCUCAAACUCGCCAACCCGUCUACGGGGGCUACUGCCAGUCAGGAGUCUCCUGCCAAGACCCUUGCCAGUCGGCAUACCAACUACCAAAAAUGGCUGCGAAAAGCAAAGCAGCUGGCUCGCAUUGAUAACUCGACCAGGGUUCGCGUUUGGAGAAUCUUGGGCGGGUUGAACAGCACCACUGCGUCCGCCGCUAUUACCCCGGCCGCGUCUCGCAGCGCCUCUCCUGCGCCAUUCUCACCCCUUGUCUCCAACACUGGCCACAGUCUUUCUCUCGACGUCAACACCUUCCUUGCCCUUUCCGAGGGCUCUCAAAGGGAGCUGCUAGCGGCCAAGGAUCAAACAGCCAACCCCAACUAUAAUGGCAAGAUGACAAUCGAUCUUGCAGGCUUAGGCGACAACAGCAUUGUCGUUCUUGAAGAACGCGUCACCGGGCACGGUAGCGGUGUGGAAUGGGUAUCCGAUCUUGCGACGAGCUCAAACCGUCUCGGUGUGCCCUCCGGCGCAAAGGCUAACCUACCCUCUAAAAUUAAAACCAAGAGCCCGACGACGAGCGGUCGGUCGUCCCCCGUCCUCGAGCCUGUUCGGAGAGGGCGCAAGGACGGCAAGCCUCGCGGUAAUACCGGUCUCAGCAACCUAGGAAACACUUGCUACAUGAAUUCUGCGUUGCAAUGUGUUCGCAGUGUGGAGGAGCUGACCUACUAUUUCCUGAGUGAGUAG
This is a messenger RNA of Aspergillus calidoustus, 1494 nucleotides long. Lineage: Eukaryota; Fungi; Ascomycota; Eurotiomycetes; Eurotiales; Aspergillaceae. The record is from the annotation of a GenBank genome assembly.